GAGAAACGUGGUCGUACAUCCAAUCAGACGUUCACAAUCCCGGGACCCGGAUGCCUCGCUGUUCUGCUUUAGUGUACCGCUCACAAUUUUGUGAAACUCUUCACACAACUACAAACAACAGUGUAAGAGCGAACACACACGCCACCUUUUCACGGGUUGGGCCUCUUUGCCCCACUGCAGCCCACCAUGCCUUUGGUGACAAGGAACAUAGAGCCACGGCAUGUGUGCCGCCAGACUCUCCCUUCAACUGUGCGCAGUGAACUAGAAUGUGUCACCAACAUCAGCCUCGCCAACAUCAUCCGGCAGCUCGGCAGUCUCAGUAAAUAUGCAGAGGAUGUGUUUGGGGAAUUGUUUGUCCAGGCCGAAGCAUUUGCUACCAGAGUUAAUACACUUGGAGAAAGAGUGGAUCGUCUGCAGGUCAAAGUCACACAGCUGGACCCCAAGGAAGAGGAGGUCUCCCUCCAGGCCAUUACCACUCGUAAGGCAUUCCGUAGCAGUGUGAUCCAAGAUCAGCAGCUGUUCACUAGACCGUCUUUGCCAAUGCCUGUUCAAGACACCUACACUGUCUGUAAUCCACCUCCACCUCUCAACCAACUCAGCCAAUACCGGGAUGAUGGCAGGGAAGCCCUGAAGUUUUACACGGAUCCCUCCUACUUUUUCGAUCUGUGGAAGGAGAAGAUGUUGCAGGACACCAAGGACAUCAUGAAGGAGAAACGCAAGCACAGAAAGGAGAAGAAGGACCAUCUGCACCAAAGAAACCUCAAUCCACGCAAAAUCAAGACCCGGAAGGAGGAAUGGGAACGCCGCAAGAUGGGGGAGGAGUUUGUGGUGCCUAAGAAUGACAUGAUGAAUUCCACUGAGGGUCUGAAUGGCAGUAUUGGAUCAGGAGACGGUUUCACUUCUGAAGGCCUGGAGCUCAGCACUGGCUCCUAUGCUUAUGAUCCCACCUCCCCUCUGCCAGUGCCUGGCACUGAUGACAUGCUUCCUCCGCCACCACCAGACAUGACGUAUCCUGAUGGACAGUACGGAGCACCCCCCCAGCAGCGUUUCAGUAUCCUCAGCCCAAGCCACCCGCCUCCUGCUCCUCCCAUGGCCACCUCCCCACCCAACUCCCGACCCAACCUGUCACCUCCCCCUGCACCUCCUCCACCACCCCCAACAAGUGGUUUUGGGGUCCCCCCACCACCUCCUGGUUUUGACAACCCACCCUCCCCUCCACCUUUCUCCUCAUCUCCCACUUCUUAUCCCUCCCCUCCUGCUGCCCCACCUCCCCCCUCCUCCGCUCUCUCUCCUCCUCCUCCACCACCCCCCAUGCCGGCUGGUGGUGGGCCACCACCUCCUCCUCCACCACCACCUCCUCCUGGCCCUCCUCCCCCAUCCUUCAACAACUCUGCUCCCCCUCCUCCGCCCUCUGGUGGCGGAGCGGCACCGAGCUCUGCUCCCAAACAGCAGCCGGCCCCAGCAGGUGACGCUCGCAGUGACCUGCUGUGCGCCAUCAGACAAGGGUUCAACUUGCGGAAGGUGGAGGCACAGAGGGAGCAGGAGAAGCGAGACCACUUUGGCAACGAUGUGGCUGCCAUCCUGUCCCGUCGUAUCGCUGUGGAGUGCAGCGACAGCGAGGACGACUCCUCGGAGUUCGAUGAUGACGACUGGUCCGAAUAAUCUUUGCUUGUCACUGUUCACCACGACUACCGCCAUUGUAUUCCUUUUAACGUCAUCAGAAUACGUGCGCCCCACAUUUUGUGUGUGAGUGUGUGAACAGGAGAGAAUUUGAGAUCACGUGUGCACAUCAUAUGUGCCUUUGACCUGUUGAUAAUCACAUUCCUGAGCACAUUUGAGUAUAGGUGUUUUUUUUUCUAUUCAGAGCAAUUUGGUCCCUCAGAGGUGCAGAUCUGGAGAUGAGACUGUGUGAUUGUGUCCCAGUUUACCAUUCCUCUCACUUGCAAACUGAAUGUGUGAUCGAUGUGAGAUCGUUAUCUGCUGUGACGCCCAUUCUCCUGCUGAGUCAUGGCAUCACACAUAGUGUCUCCGACAAUCUGGUGCAUGUGAGCUGCAGAUUUAACAUCCUGAUUUAAAAAAAAAAAACUUUAACCAGGCAAAAUAUAUUAAACAUCUUAAAGUGCAGUAUUUGUAGGUGUCCUGAAAACACCAGGAUACGGUUUUCAUGUCAUCAUGUCAACCAUCGUCUCCAGUCAACAUAUAAACGUUUAUGUUAUAUUGCCAUCUAGCCAAAUUAACAAACAUACAUUCCCAACAAUCCUGCUGUUUUUUUAUUAGUGUGUUUGUGUUUUCUUACGUGUGUUUCUUGUGAUCGGUUGACUUGUGGAUAAGACCUGGUUGUGGUGGAUAAAUCAAUUUAUGAAUAAUUCAGUGGGACAGGAAGUAUUAGCUCAGGUCAGAAAGCUGGGGUUUCUGCAGAGACUGACGUAUAGUAUAUUAGCACAAGAACGAUUUAUUUCUCUUUCACGUCUGUCGUGUUUUUCUCUUUUUUUUUUUUUCUAUUUCUGAGGGUGAACUCGGUUGCGUUGCGUCAAUCACUGUGUAGGGUCAAUUAAUGGUCUGCUUUAACCUGCCGUUGGAUAUUUGUAUUUUUAUGCUUUGAGUCAUUAUUAGUUAAUUAACUUUAUCCACACUUCUCCUAAUCAAAAAAAUGCCUUUAUUGUGUGAAAGGAAGAACUGAGUAGUUUCAACCACAGUUUUUUCAAGUGCCUCUAAUCUGGUCUGCUUUCGUUGGAGCACAAUCACACAUCAUGCUUUGCCAAAGUUCUCCAUCUCAUGCCUUAAAAUUUUCUAAGUGUUUCUAGUUAUUUCAAUAAAAGAGUAUAUUGCA
Molecule: messenger RNA, 2830 nt
Organism: Cynoglossus semilaevis (tongue sole)
Lineage: Eukaryota; Metazoa; Chordata; Actinopteri; Pleuronectiformes; Cynoglossidae
Gene: wasf2
Product: WASP family member 2
Exons: 9
Coding region: 187-1662 (491 amino acids)
Biological process (GO): positive regulation of Arp2/3 complex-mediated actin nucleation; actin cytoskeleton organization
Cellular component (GO): cytoskeleton; lamellipodium; SCAR complex
Molecular function (GO): Arp2/3 complex binding; actin binding; protein kinase A regulatory subunit binding
Source: RefSeq, a predicted model, not a curated record